AAACGGGGCGAAUUAGUGUUCUGCCUGUGCCUUGACUUAGCGAUUGGGCUGAGGCUUGCUCCUCCCUUCCCUACUCGGAUAGGAGCCACUGGGAUCUGGAGCUCAGGCUUCCAAAUUGCAGCUGGCCUCGGGCCAGGUGACCUUUGCUUUGAUUCUUUCAGCCCGGCAUCUCCUGCAGAGGGAUCAGCCUGCUCGAACUGCAAGCAUGAUGUGGGGGACCAAACUUCUGCCGGUCCUGUUGCUGCAGCAUGUCCUACUGCACCUCCUCCUGCUUCCUGUCGCCAUCCCCUAUGCAGAAGGACAGAAGAAAAGAAGAAAUACACUUCACGAAUUCAAAAAGUCAGCAAAAACCACCCUUACCAAGGAAGACCCAUUAUUGAAGAUUAAAACCAAAAAAGUGAACUCUGCGGAUGACUGUGCCAACAGGUGUAUCAGAAACAGGGGCUUCCCAUUCACUUGCAAGGCCUUUGUUUUUGAUAAGUCAAGAAAACGAUGCUACUGGUAUCCUUUCAAUAGCAUGUCAAGUGGAGUGAAAAAAGGGUUUGGCCAUGAAUUUGACCUCUAUGAAAACAAAGACUAUAUUAGAAACUGCAUCAUUGGUAAAGGAGGCAACUAUAAGGGGACAGUGUCCAUCACUAAGAGUGGCAUCAAGUGCCAGCCUUGGAAUUCCAUGAUCCCCCAUGAACACAGCUUUUUGCCUUCGAGCUAUCGCGGUAAAGACCUACAGGAAAACUACUGUCGAAAUCCUCGAGGGGAAGAAGGGGGACCCUGGUGUUUCACAAGCAAUCCAGAGGUACGCUACGAAGUCUGUGACAUUCCUCAGUGUUCAGAAGUUGAAUGCAUGACCUGCAAUGGUGAAAGCUACAGAGGUCCCAUGGAUCACACAGAAUCAGGCAAGAUUUGUCAGCGCUGGGAUCAGCAGACACCACACCGGCACAAAUUCUUGCCAGAAAGAUAUCCCGACAAGGGCUUUGAUGAUAAUUAUUGCCGCAAUCCUGAUGGCAAGCCGAGGCCAUGGUGCUACACUCUUGACCCUGACACCCCUUGGGAGUAUUGUGCAAUUAAAAUGUGCGCUUACAGUGCUGUGAAUGAGACUGAUGUCCCUAUGGAAACAACUGAAUGCAUUCAAGGCCAAGGAGAAGGUUACAGGGGAACGACCAAUACCAUUUGGAAUGGAAUUCCAUGUCAGCGCUGGGAUUCACAGUACCCUCACAAGCAUGACAUCACUCCUGAGAACUUCAAAUGCAAGGACCUUAGAGAAAAUUAUUGCCGCAAUCCAGAUGGGGCUGAAUCACCGUGGUGUUUUACCACUGAUCCAAACAUCCGAGUUGGCUACUGCUCUCAAAUUCCCAAGUGUGACGUGUCAAGUGGACAAGAUUGUUAUCGUGGUAAUGGAAAAAAUUACAUGGGCAACUUAUCCAAAACAAGGUCUGGACUUACAUGUUCCAUGUGGGACAAGAAUAUGGAGGAUUUACACCGCCAUAUCUUCUGGGAGCCAGAUGCUAGUAAGUUGAAUAAGAAUUACUGCCGGAAUCCUGAUGAUGAUGCCCAUGGACCUUGGUGCUACACGGGGAAUCCUCUUAUUCCUUGGGAUUAUUGCCCUAUUUCCCGUUGUGAAGGAGAUACUACACCUACAAUUGUCAAUUUGGACCAUCCUGUAAUAUCCUGUGCUAAAACAAAACAACUGCGUGUUGUAAAUGGCAUUCCAACACAAACAACAGUAGGGUGGAUGGUUAGUUUGAAAUACAGAAAUAAACAUAUCUGUGGAGGAUCAUUGAUAAAGGAAAGUUGGGUUCUUACAGCAAGGCAAUGUUUUCCCGCCAGAAACAAAGACUUGAAAGACUAUGAAGCUUGGCUUGGAAUUCAUGAUAUCCAUGAGAGAGGCGAGGAGAAACGCAAGCAGAUCUUAAACAUUUCCCAGCUAGUCUAUGGACCUGAAGGCUCAGAUUUGGUUUUACUGAAGCUUGCUCGCCCUGCAAUCCUGGAUAACUUUGUCAGUACAAUUGAUUUACCUAGUUACGGCUGUACGAUCCCUGAAAAGACCACUUGCAGUAUUUAUGGCUGGGGCUACACUGGAUUGAUCAACGCGGAUGGUCUAUUACGAGUAGCUCAUCUGUAUAUUAUGGGGAAUGAGAAAUGCAGUCAGCACCAUCAAGGCAAGGUGACUUUGAAUGAGUCUGAAUUAUGUGCUGGGGCUGAAAAAAUUGGAUCCGGACCAUGUGAGGGGGAUUAUGGUGGCCCACUCAUUUGUGAACAACACAAAAUGAGAAUGGUUCUUGGUGUCAUUGUUCCUGGCCGUGGAUGUGCCAUCCCAAAUCGUCCUGGUAUUUUUGUUCGUGUAGCAUAUUAUGCAAAAUGGAUACACAAAGUAAUUUUGACAUACAAGUUGUAAUAGCCAUAGAAGAGGCCAGAGUGUUUGAAGCAUCCAUGGAUACAUGAGGAUUUCCAAGACUUCAGGAUUAAAAUGUCACCUAAAACAAUCCUAAAACAACUACUUGAGUGUUGUGAGUGUUCAGAUACUCAUUAAUAUAUGUGGGUGUUUUCUUGUUGUAUUGUUUGUCAGUGUUUUUUUUGUAAAUGUUGAAGUGAAUUAAGGUACCUGCAAGUGCAGUAACAUAUCUCCUGAAGAUACUUGAAUGGAUUAAAAAAAUACAAAAUUAGAGUUGCUAGAUGCUAAAAGUUUUAAAGAAGAAGGUUAAUCAACCACUCUAUGCUGCUUUCCAGGUUAAUAUCUUAAUGAUGAAUGAUUCAUAAGUUAAACAUUAUUUUAACCCCAACAAAACAAUCUAUACAUUGUGUUUUUAAAUUGUAACUUUAUAUUAAAUUAUAUUACAUUUCACAUGCCAUAUGUUAUAGUUCAUUCAUUUUUCUCACAACAUGUAGCCUCUAAAUACUGACACACAAACAUCCACAUAGAAAAGCAUAUGCCCAUACCACAUGGCUGAGUAUACAUGCAGUAUAUGUUAUUGUUUAGACCAUGAUGUAUCUAGCAUAAUCUCUAAAUAUUUUGGGUGUAUGUAUCUACAUUUCUUCUAAAAUUUAAAUGUUUU
Molecule: messenger RNA, 3050 nt
Organism: Arvicanthis niloticus (Nile rat)
Lineage: Eukaryota; Metazoa; Chordata; Mammalia; Rodentia; Muridae
Gene: Hgf
Product: hepatocyte growth factor
Biological process (GO): proteolysis; hepatocyte growth factor receptor signaling pathway; negative regulation of apoptotic process
Molecular function (GO): signaling receptor binding; serine-type endopeptidase activity
Source: RefSeq, a predicted model, not a curated record